AUUGACUAUUGGCAUUUGACCUUGUGAGGUGGAAUGCCCAACUCGCGCCAUCUACUUUGAGGCUUCAGAAUCGGGAUCAGCUGGAAUAGCGAAUGCUAGACGAGUGACGAGAGUGAAAACACGUGGGGCUGCUCGAACUCCAAACAAAUAUUGUUUUUUGCGGUUAUUAGGAGAUUACACUAAUUAUUGACGUCCCUUCGAACGCAAUAAUGGUGGUAUUUACGUGCAACAAUUGUGGUGACUCGUUGCAGAAACCAAAAGUCGCAAAACAUUAUCAGUUCCAGUGCCGGAAUGCAGUCUCGUUGACUUGUGUGGAUUGUUUCAAAGAUUUUAUUGGUGAUGAAUACGUAGCUCAUACAAAAUGUAUAACCGAAGCUGAAAGGUAUGGAGGAAAGGAUUACAAAGCCAAACCAUCGGCGAACAAAGGUGAGCGUAAGCAACAAGAGUGGAUAAACGUCGUGCAAAAUGUUCUGACAAACUCCACAAAUUUAUCCCGAGAGGAGAAAUCAUUCCUGCAGUCCAUAUCGAGACACGAGAAUAUUCCCAGGAAGAAGGCAAAAUUCCUGAAUUUCGUGAAGAAUGCUGUGGGGUACAGACUCAAUAUGAAUGUUGUUGACAGUUGCUGGGAGAAAAUGGAGAGUGCAUUCAAGGGGACGACGGAAAGCAAAUCUGAGAUAACAAAAAGUGUUGAAAAAACCGAAAACAUUGUCCCUGAGAAAGUAGAUCAGAAGGAGGCUCAGGUAGUGGAGAAUGACUUUAAUGAAAAUAUAUGUAGGGAUAAUGGGGAUUCGGCAAAGGGGAAAGAAAACACUUCAGAGAAUGGGAAUGAUGAGAUGGCCAAUGGAAAAAAAAAGAAGAAAGCUAAAAAACGUCAGUUGGAUGAAGGAAAUGCCUCUGAGGGUCAAAAUGAGGAGCCCAGUCCUAAGAAGAAGACGACAGAGUCUGUAGCAGUCCCUGAACAAUCAUCUGUAACUCCUGAGACUGGGAAAUUCGAUUGGAAAUCGAGUAUUUUAGAAAUUAUUGGAGAUAAAGACGACAUUUCCCUCAAAAAGUUGAGGAAAAAAGUAGUGGGGAGUUACCUGAAUCACGUUGGAGAUGCUGUCACUCGAGAGAAGGCUAUUUCCCGGUUCGAGAAAAAAUUGAAAAAAAUAUCUGAAUUACAAUCUGUCGAUGACAGAGUCAAACGUGUAUAGAAAUUAAUUAUCAAUAUUUUUUAUUGAGACAAUAAAGUAAUGUUAAAACAUGGAAAA
Messenger RNA from Diachasmimorpha longicaudata, 1250 nucleotides. Its product is annotated as cell growth-regulating nucleolar protein. The transcript has 2 exons. The record is from RefSeq and is a predicted model, not a curated record. Gene Ontology annotation, molecular function: DNA binding. Gene Ontology annotation, cellular component: nucleolus. Gene Ontology annotation, biological process: rRNA processing; negative regulation of transcription by RNA polymerase II. The coding region runs from base 210 to 1193 and encodes 327 amino acids. NCBI's taxonomy places the organism in Eukaryota, Metazoa, Arthropoda, Insecta, Hymenoptera, Braconidae.